CAGCAUUCAGCUGAGAAUUAGUGUGAGUGAAAAUGUCACUACAAAAGCUCUUGUGUUAUCAUCUCAUAUGGACACUGGCUGCAUUCCUUGUAGUAGAAAGUGCUAAUGUAUAUUACCGAUACCGACUGUCAAGAUGCAUCUACAGCUCCUCUAAUAUCAGUGACAUGGUGUAUUUUAACAGCUAUUAUUUCAAUACAUUUCUAUUCAUACAGUUUGACAGCACUCUGGGGAGAUUUGUGGGGUUUAAUGAGUUUGGAAUGAAACUUGCGGAGUCCUGGAACCGUGGUCCUUUAGUGCAUAAAGAAAGAGCUGUUGUGGACUGGUACUGCAAAGGUAAUGCUCAAGUGUUUGACUCCGCUAUCUGUGAGAAAUCAGUGAAACCGCAGGUUAAGCUCAGUUCAGUGACGCAGGCUGGUGGGAAUCAUCCAGCUGUGUUGAUGUGCAGCGCAUAUGAAUUUUAUCCUCCACACAUUAAAGUGUCCUGGCUGAGAGAUGGUAAACUGAUGACCUCUGAAGUGACCUCAACAAUGGAGAUGGCUGAUGGAGACUGGUACUACCAGAUUCACUCUGAGCUGGAAUACACUCCUAAAUCUGGAGAGAAGAUCUCCUGUGUGGUGGAGCACGCCAGCUUCCAUAAACCCAUGAUUUAUGACUGGGAUCCGUCUCUCCCAGAGUCUGAGAGGAAUAAAAUCGCUAUUGGGUCCUCUGGUCUGGUGCUGGGAAUCAUCAUAGCAGCUGCUGGACUCAUUUACUACAAGAAGAAAUCAACAGGAAGGAUCCUAGUACCUCAUUGAGGACAACAAGUGUACAACAUAAUUAAUAAAUAGUAUAAGUCAAGUCCUGAUUCUGGCUGCAAGGUCAUAUAAUGAAGCUUUUAUCCUUUAUGACACAAUUAAAAUACACAAUCUUAUUUCCACAAUCCUUUAGUUGAUGAUCCUUUAGUUUCUAAAAGAAAAAGAAAAACAACAAUGAUAUAAAUAAAGCAUAACAUCUAUAGAGAAAUAUUAAUUAUAGAGAUAAUUGUUUGUGCUGAGUUUGUCUCUAUUUGUACACAAUAAUGUAGCAAAGACUUUGUGAAACUAAAAUAUAAGUCUUUAUUGCUGUGCUGAAUACGUUUUUCUUAACUCUUCUUUCUUUGCUUUAAGAAAACUGAUUAGAAGUGAAUGUGUAAAUUUGCAUCGGUACCGCUUCCUUUUACAGUACAGUACUUACAGUGUACUUACAGUGUGCUUACCUAGAAAGUACUGGCUAAGGUAAGUACAUAGGGGUAGAUUCAGGGUUAGUACUAGUUAUUACCCAGGAAUUGUAAUUACUACAGUAAGUACAUAGUAUGAACAUGGGUAAAAGGACUGUAAAUGGAAGCGUUACCGCUGCAUUUGUCUUAGUAAACUGUUUAUUAGGAAACUGUCCCCUAUGUCGAUUAUGAGGCUGACUUUAUAAAUGUUGAGAGAUAAACAUUUUUUGACUUUGAUGAUCUAAAUGUUGAUAUCUGCCAUUUUUCUUCUUUACAAAUGGUUUUAAGCAAAUCAUUUGUUCUUUAAAAAUUAUAUUGAUUUAGAUGUGUACUAAUUAAUAAAAACAAGCUAUCAUCCAUUGA
Pimephales promelas (fathead minnow) is the source of this 1597-nucleotide messenger RNA. Its product is annotated as H-2 class II histocompatibility antigen, E-S beta chain. The record is from RefSeq and is a predicted model, not a curated record. Gene Ontology annotation, cellular component: MHC class II protein complex; membrane. Gene Ontology annotation, biological process: immune response; antigen processing and presentation. NCBI's taxonomy places the organism in Eukaryota, Metazoa, Chordata, Actinopteri, Cypriniformes, Leuciscidae.